AUGGCGCUCGACACUUUCUUCCACAACAAGAUCGAGGGCAUGAAGCUCGAGAUCAUCCAGGGCCAAGCUGUUCUCCGGAGACUGGAAGCCCAAAGAAACGACUACAACUCUAGAGUACGACUUCUUAGAGAAGAGCUGGGUUUAUUACAGCAGCCUGGAUCGUAUGUCGGCGAGGUUGUAAAGGUCAUGGGCACGAAGAAGGUUCUAGUCAAGGUUCACCCAGAGGGCAAAUAUGUCGUGGAUAUUUCCGAUAACGUCGACAUCACAAAGCUCGCCGUUGGAAAGCGAGUCACCCUCCUCUCCGAUUCCUACAAACUCGAAAAGAUGCUCCCAUCCUCCGUCGAUCCCCUGGUUUCCCUAAUGAUGGUGGAGAAGGUACCGGACAGCACAUAUGAUAUGAUUGGUGGUCUGGACCAACAGAUCAAGGAGAUCAAGGAGGUCAUUGAACUAGGUCUCAAACAUCCCGAGCUCUUCGAAUCUCUCGGCAUAUCACAACCAAAGGGUGUUCUUCUCUACGGUCCUCCCGGAACAGGAAAGACAUUAUUGGCAAGAGCUGUAGCACAUCACACAGACUGCAAGUUUAUCAGAGUCUCGGGCUCGGAGUUGGUGCAGAAGUACAUUGGAGAGGGUUCAAGAAUGGUUCGGGAGCUGUUCGUUAUGGCGCGAGAGCACGCCCCAUCCAUCAUCUUCAUGGAUGAAAUCGAUUCUAUUGGAUCAUCUCGUGUAGAAGGAUCAUCUGGUGGCGAUUCCGAGGUGCAGAGAACCAUGCUGGAAUUACUAAACCAACUUGACGGUUUUGAACCUACGAAGAAUAUCAAAGUCAUCAUGGCUACGAACCGUCUGGACAUAUUAGAUCCUGCACUACUACGGCCUGGACGUAUCGACCGAAAGAUUGAGUUCCCACCACCAACUGUUGAAGCUAGAGCAGAUAUUCUCCGAAUCCACAGCAGGAGCAUGAACUUGACUCGAGGAAUCAAUUUGACUAAGAUCGCCGAGAAGAUGAACGGGUGCUCUGGAGCAGAAUUAAAGGGUGUAUGCACGGAAGCUGGCAUGUACGCACUGAGGGAACGCAGAAUCCAUGUUACAAACAGCGACUUUGAGCUCGCAACAGCAAAGGUAUUAAACAAGCACGAUGACAAGGAAGUAAGUCUGGGGAAGUUGUUUAAAUAG
Messenger RNA from Lachnellula hyalina, 1170 nucleotides. RefSeq names its product 26S proteasome regulatory subunit 8-like protein (gene RPT6). Gene Ontology annotation, biological process: proteasome-mediated ubiquitin-dependent protein catabolic process. The transcript is spliced from 3 exons. Lineage: Eukaryota; Fungi; Ascomycota; Leotiomycetes; Helotiales; Lachnaceae. Gene Ontology annotation, cellular component: proteasome regulatory particle, base subcomplex. The record is from RefSeq and is a predicted model, not a curated record. Bases 1 to 1170 code for a protein of 389 amino acids. Gene Ontology annotation, molecular function: ATP hydrolysis activity; proteasome-activating activity; ATP binding.